This is a messenger RNA of Portunus trituberculatus (swimming crab), 1341 nucleotides long. RefSeq names its product deoxyhypusine hydroxylase-like (gene nero). NCBI's taxonomy places the organism in Eukaryota, Metazoa, Arthropoda, Malacostraca, Decapoda, Portunidae. Gene Ontology annotation, molecular function: deoxyhypusine monooxygenase activity. The transcript has 3 exons. Gene Ontology annotation, biological process: peptidyl-hypusine biosynthetic process. The record is from RefSeq and is a predicted model, not a curated record. The coding region runs from base 124 to 1059 and encodes 311 amino acids.
UGUCGCUUGUACCUCAAAGAUCAAGAACAACGGGAGGACUUGUUACGAAAGCUGAGAGGAAAAUAAGUUCUUGUCAGCUGGGCACCAAUACCAGGCGUGAGUGUACGUCUUCCCGGGUUAAGAAUGGCACCUAGUGUGGAAGCUGUUGGAGGUGUACUAGGAGACUCCAAGAAGCCUUUAAAAGAGCGAUUCAGGGCUCUGUUCACCCUGAAGGGUCUUGGGGGAGAGUCUGCCAUAGCUGCCAUUUCCCAGUGCUUUGAUGAUCCCUCGGUACUCCUCAAGCAUGAGCUGGCCUAUUGUCUUGGCCAGAUGAAGGAUGUGAGGGCCAUUCCAAAGCUCAUUGAAGUUCUGAGUGAUGUAAAUCAGGACCCCAUGGUGAGGCAUGAGGCUGGAGAGGCGCUAGGAGCCAUCGGGGAUCCCAGUGUAGAGAGUGUUCUUCAAAAGUUCAGUCAAGAUCCAUGCAUAGACGUAGCCGAGACCUGCCAGCUGGCCCUGGGUAGGAUACAGUGGCUGAAGACCCAGGGCAGUCAGGCUUCAUCUGGGACAGAGUUUCUCUCUAUUGAUCCUGCACCUCCAGACCAAGAGAGCAAUGUGGAUAAGCUGAGGGAGCGACUGGUGGAUGAGACACUCCCUUUGUUUGACAGGUACCGUGCCAUGUUCUCCCUGCGAAACAUCAACACAGAUGCGAGUGCCCGAGCUCUUGCUGCUGGUCUGACCUGCCCUGGCAGUGCCCUGUUCCGCCAUGAAAUUGGGUAUGUGUUGGGACAAAUGAGCAACGCUGCAGUGGUGGAGGAGUUGGCAGCCGUGGUGCGUAACAAGGACGAGAGUGGAAUGGUGCGACAUGAGGCAGCAGAGGCCCUGGGAUCCAUUGCAACACCUGAGGCUGAGAAGGUGUUGCGGGAACACCUUGAGGACAGUGUCAGAGUGGUCAGAGAGAGCUGUGUGGUUGCCCUUGAUAUGUCUGAAUAUGAAAAUUCACCAAGCCAGUUCCAGUUUGUUGAUGGGAUGAACCAGGGGAAAAAGACCGGUUCAGAAGAGCAACCCAUACCUGAGAGCUAAUUUGUCACAUGGUUGUGUCCACCAAGUGUGUUGCUUAGGAGUGGGAUUGUUGAUGUUCUAAUACUUCUAUUGUGCUUUCAGCUAUAUCACAUCUUUUAUUUUUUUAUCUUUAUUUGGAGUAUAAUCUCUGUUUUUAUGCUAUCUCUUCCCUCCCUCUCUGAUUCAAUUUAUUCUUAAAGCAUUUUAUAUCAGAUAUUUGCAUGCUUGUCUGUGGCAACAUUGUCACAGUCAUCAUUUACUAAGUCGCUUUUUUUUUUCUUUUUCUUGCAAAGUCUAGGAUAA